This is a messenger RNA of Eremomyces bilateralis CBS 781.70, 1061 nucleotides long. RefSeq lists its product as uncharacterized. NCBI's taxonomy places the organism in Eukaryota, Fungi, Ascomycota, Dothideomycetes, Eremomycetales, Eremomycetaceae. The record is from RefSeq and is a predicted model, not a curated record. Bases 165 to 833 code for a protein of 222 amino acids. The transcript has a single exon.
UGAUUUGCUGGAUUAUGGAACGGCGAGAAGGUUGAACACUUUAGCGGCGCACAUGUGGGAAGUCCGGUACCUUGCUGGGUACGUCUGGAUGGGGAACCUGAAUUGGGGUUUCAAGCUUUCCAGCGGCAUGGAAAUUGCAUGUUUCAACGGGCACCAAUGGUGCAAUGAAUCUCUAUCUCAGAAAAUAUCAUCAACUACCGCGGACGCAGUGUCCGAAUCAUCUAUCAAAUUUUUUUGAUCCUAUCGGAUCUCGUCUCGUUCCAUCGUGCCAUCAUCGUGGUGAUCGUGCUUCUGCCAUUUGCUGUCCGUUCAAGGCGUCUUUCGUCCUGGGUCCAUCCCUGUCUCUACUCUCGAUCCCUCCAUCGUUGAGCCUGCAGCGCAGCGUCGCAGCUUUCGCACAGGCUCACCACAUUCAUGGGAUCGUCGUGGGGGCGUCCAUCCUCCUCCUAGCGUCCAGACGAGCCAUUCAUUGUCCGAAACCUUCCUGUGCUGGCGUGCAAGGCAUCAAAUGGAGAGUGACAGCGAGGAUAUCUAUCGAGGUCCGCCCUAGACGAACCUUUCGAGCUGUCAACCCCAAGUCCCCAACAACGACGCAUACCUACCCCGAACUGUCAGCUCGUUCGGGCAUGGUACCAUUUCAUCUCUUGGGAGUUGGGUGCGAGGACAUAUUUCCUGGGGCGCGGAACCGGGACGUGAAUGAAGGGGUAGGACGGUGGGAUGCGAAGCGACAAGAGCGCAAGGCACCAACGCCCAGGCCUCUGAACAGCGCUGCGAUGGGAUUUACUCUAAGCGAUGCCCUACAACGAUCCCAUGUAUCCGCAGAUAUUGAUUGAGCUCAUCUCAACCAACAAGUCCCGCAAUCGAGCACCACCCCCCACCGCAAUCGCGCAAUGAUCCCAUGUCUUUCGAGGAGGCCCUCGAGGCUGACGGAUCCGCAAUUUUCCAGCCGUCCGGUACGAUAUAGGCUCAGACAUGCAUAGAGCUCUCAACGCGCUGCAAUAUCGCGGCCGUCACUUUUGCCUGGAUCGGCGGUCGUACGGCGCGCAGUAGUACUGGGGUGC